AUGGCACAACGCCCCUGUCUCGACUUUCUCCCAAGAGAACUCGUCGCAAGCGCAGCAGACGAUGCCUGGUUCAAAUCCAAGCACCAGUCCAUUGGCCUCUCCAUCUGCUGCUUGCUGCCGGCUUCUCUGCUCGCGCGUCAUCGCAGCGUAGCCGUGAUAUCUCUGUAUCUCUGCCAGGCGGAUACAGGUAGCGUCGACCAUCACCAACAGGCGCAGGGCUUUGAGCGUCCUAGCAGAACCGACCGCUCGAGCCAGAGAGCAGUCCCUGAGCUGUUCCUGUGCAACAACCAGGCUGCAAAGCUGUAUCUGCGUCGAAUUUGCUCCGAUCGAGGCCAUAAUUAG
Messenger RNA from Trichoderma breve, 342 nucleotides. RefSeq lists its product as uncharacterized. The transcript has a single exon. Bases 1 to 342 code for a protein of 113 amino acids. Lineage: Eukaryota; Fungi; Ascomycota; Sordariomycetes; Hypocreales; Hypocreaceae. The record is from RefSeq and is a predicted model, not a curated record.